CCGCUGGACAUGAGCGCCGGCCCUUUUCCCUGGGAAACAAAACUCACCAGGCCAGGUUCCUGAUGUCAGUUUGCAGGAGGCACUUGGCACUGUCAAACCAGCCACACUUGCCUGUGGUGGCACCUUCCAUGCGGGAGGAACCCUGCGCCGUUCGGAGCCCUGCGCCGUUCGCAGCUCCCGCCGGCCGCCGGCGCCCUCAGGACGCGGCCGUGUGGGCGGGGCUUCGCGCGCGGCGUGGUUUGCGCUGAGGGGGCGGGGCCUGCUGUGCUGGAAUGUGGCGGCGGCGGCGCGGGCGGCGGCGGCCCAGGUGCUGAUCCCCGGCUGCUCCCCGCCCCUGCCAUCCAGCGCUGGCAGCAGCGGGGCGGCUCCCGCUCCAGAGGCCCCGCAGCCAUGUCCACCUUCCGCCAGGAGAGCGUGGAGGACUUCUAUGAGAUGGGAGAGGAGCUGGGCAGCGGGCAGUUCGCCAUCGUCCGGAAGUGCCGGGAGAGGAAGACGGGCCUGGAGUACGCGGCCAAGUUCAUCAAGAAGCGGCGGCUGUCGUCCAGCCGCAGGGGCGUGAGCCGCGAGGAGAUCGAGCGCGAGGUGGACAUCCUGCGCGAGAUCCAGCACCCCAACAUCAUCACCCUGCACGACAUCUUCGAGAACAAGACCGACGUGGUGCUCAUCCUGGAGCUGGUGUCCGGAGGGGAGCUCUUCGAUUUCCUGGCCGAGAAGGAAUCCCUGACGGAGGAGGAGGCCACCCAGUUCCUCAAGCAGAUCCUGGACGGGGUGCACUACCUGCACUCCAAGCGCAUCGCCCACUUCGACUUGAAGCCAGAGAACAUCAUGCUGCUGGACAAGAACGUGCCAAACCCUCGCAUCAAACUCAUUGACUUUGGGAUUGCCCACAAGAUCGAGGCUGGGAAUGAGUUCAAGAAUAUCUUUGGGACACCAGAGUUUGUAGCCCCGGAAAUUGUGAACUACGAGCCCCUGGGGCUGGAGGCUGACAUGUGGAGCAUCGGGGUCAUCACCUACAUCCUGCUGAGCGGAGCCUCCCCGUUCCUGGGGGAGACAAAGCAGGAGACGCUGACCAACAUCUCUGCUGUCAACUACGACUUUGAUGAGGAAUAUUUCAGCAACACCAGCGAGCUGGCCAAGGACUUCAUCCGCCGCCUGCUCGUCAAGGACCCCAAGAAGCGAAUGACCAUCGCCCAGAGCCUGGAGCACCCUUGGAUUAAGGUGAUCAAGAGGAGGAACGUCCGCAACGAGGACAGCUGCAAGAAGCCCGAGCGGCGCCGGCUGAAGACCACGCGCCUGAAGGAGUACACCAUCAAAUCCCACUCCAGCAUGCCCCCCAACAACACCUACAUCAACUUCGAGCGCUUCUCCAAGGUCAUGGAGGAGGUGGCUGCGGCCGAGGAGAGCCUCCGAGAGCUGGAGAGGAACAAGAAGUCCUUCCAGGAGGACAUCGAGGCGCUGCUGUCCAUCUACGAGGAGAAGGAGUCGUGGUACAAAGAGGAGAACGAGAGCAUCAGCCAGGACCUGCGGCAGAUCCGGCAGGAGCUGCAGAAGACGGAGGCGCUGAAGAAGCAGGCGCAGGAGGAGACCAAGAGCGUGGUGCAGGCCGCCAACGGGCUCAAGCGGCGCUACCGCAAGCUGGAGAACCACUACGAGGCCCUGGCCAAGCAGGUGGCCUCAGAGAUGAAGUUUGUGCAGGAGCUGGUGUGGUCCAUCGAGCGGGAGAAGCUGCAGAGCAGCGAGGGCGACGGCAGCAUCCGCUAACCCGGCCGGGCCCGGGGGCUCCGCUGCUCCCGGUCCCCCGCUCGCCCCCGGGGAGUGCCCCCGGUGUGUGGGGGGUGCUUGUGCCUCCCUGGAGCCCCCACCUCGGGGGGCUGGGGCUGUGCCACCCCGGGGCUUGGCUUCCCGCGUGCAGCUCCCGCCUGGCUCGUGUCCCUGCGCUCCCCGUCACCGCUGCCGUGCUCCGGGACGUUUGUCCCCCCCUGUCACCCGGGUCCCCGAGCUGCCCCAGUGCCCCGUGGGGGGGUUGGUGGGCACAGCUCCCCUCUAUACUGCAGCAGCAGCCAUGCAUGGGCUGGGACCAAGGACUGAUCCCUGCGUGGCCUCACACUCUGCAGCCCCCCGGAGGCCCCUGCGCCCCACAUUGCCCCCAGGGUGCUGCACCCCUUGUCCCCCUGUCCCAGCCCUGGCUCCCCCUUUUCCCAGAAUAAAGGUUUCUGUGUAGUGGGGUGGCAGCCUCGGCUCCUGCCAUGGCGGGACGGGGCUUGGGAGGGAGAUAAAGAUGUGCCCCGUGGUGACAGCUCCCCCACUGUGCUCCCAUUCCAAAGGGGCUUCCUUAAUUUGGGGGGAAAAAUGCUUUUUUUCCUUAGGAGACCCCGUGCUGGUGGGUGAGCUCGCUGUGGGCAUGGAGGGAGGUCUAGGGGUGGUUUGUGGGAUGUUCCCAGGCUGGGGGAGCCCCCAUCUCCUCUUGCCUGAGAUCCCUCACUCCUGGGGACAGGGGGAACCAGCUCCCAAAGUGCCACAUUCCAGAGAACACCAGGGCAGGGAGCACGUUUCCCCUGGGAGCACCGCGGGCUUUCCGACUGCCUGUGGCCCCCUGGAGCCAAGAUCCAGCAGAAUUUGAUCCGGGGGAAUCACCAGCCAAAUGCCAGAGCAUGGCAGGCGUCCCCCUGGCUGGCCAGGGUGAGUUCAGCUCCAGGCCCUGGGGAUUUGCUCCAUUUGGGAUUUAUUUGUUGCUCUUCUGUGGCUCCCUGGGGAUCAGGGGGGCUGCCCCACAUCCCUGUCCCUGCUGACGUUCCAUCAGCUGUAAGUUUCACUCCCAUGCAUGGGACAGGUGGAGCUGUGAUAAUUUAAUCUGCCCUGGUGUUCCCUGCCAAGGCACUUGGCUCCCACGGGAGGUGGCGUGACUGGGGCUGUCCCAGUGUCCAGCACGGGCUCUGGCCACGUGAGGGGACACCGGGGGGCUCGGAGCCCUCAGGGUGCCCCAUCCUGGCACUGUGUGUGGAUUUGGUGCAGCCCCAGCUCAGCUGGCACAGGCAGUGGGUGAAAGGAUGUAUGGAAAUGCUAUAGGCCCGGCUGUUCCCAAAGGUCACAUAGUGAGAAACCUUUCCUGGAUUCUCUUCCUGCCAAGGGUUUGGGUUUCACACUCCCAAAAGGCUCUUGGAAGUCACUGGUCAUUCACCCCAGCCUCAGAGCAGCAGGGGAAUCUCACUCACGUGGAUGCACGAAAUGACACCAAAGUAGCUCUAAAAAAGCCAAAUUUGGGGUGUGAUUCAUGAUUUGAUGAGUUCUCCUAAUCCUGAAGCUGCAGGAACUCGUGUUGGGAACGAAGGGCUGUGCUGCCCGGGGGGUUCCAGUGCUGUGAGGUCAGCAGGAUGUUCUGCUGCAGCCCCUCUCAGCAGCUGGAGCUGCCUUUCCCGUGACAUUCCCUUCUCUGUGGACAGAGACACCAAAAUGCCUUUUUUAGGCUCCCAUUUCUGCUUCCCAGAGUUUGGCAGGAGGUGGGAGUGAAGGCUUUUCCCUUAUAAGUCUUCACAAACCCCAAACGCUUUUGCACAGCUUAAACCAACCCGUGCAGGCACAGGGAGAUCCCACGGCUGCAUCCCCUGGGAUCUGCUGUUCCUGCCGGAGCUGAGCUGUGGGCAGUGCUCCCCAGGGUGACGGGUCACAGCAGGGUGUCCCUGCCCGGGGGUGGUGCCAUCAGAGAGGGGUGGGUGUCCCCAGGAGCCACAGCUCUUUCUGGCCACGGCAUCCCUGCCCAGGACAGCUGGGAAAUCAUCGGAGUGGGACAAGGACAAGGAGAUGGAUCUGGCUCCCAUCAGGCUGCUGCAAGCCCCUCCUUGGUGGGUUUUUGGGUGACUACUCAUUAACUAAAAUUAAUUAAUUAAAAGCAGCUGCUUUUCCAGAGCAGUUUCUAAUUCAGGCCCCAAAAUCUUGGGAAGGGACCCCCAGCCAAGUUAUUUCAGUGCCUGAGAGCUGCCAGUGCUGAUCCCCCGGGUUUUGUAUGGGCAGCUCCACAGGCACUCAGGGAUGGCACUGCCCUCUCAGGCUGAAAUUUGGAUGCUGUUUUAGCUUUAAUGCUUCAAAUGGUUCCUAGGGAAGCAGAGUUCUCAUUUCUCAUUCCCUGAGAAAUCCCCCCAGUUCCCCUCAUGGAUCUGAAUUCACAAACUGAGCCGUUCCCCCUGGGGCCUGUGUGAGCACCCAAACCCAAGCAGUGACACGUGGAGGGAGCUUUGAGGCCACCCAGGGCUGCAAUUUCAAACACCCAGGACAGAGAGGCUGCUGUUGUCUUUUGGAUGAGCUUCAUACCCAUUUUUAUUGCAAUAAAGCUGAGUGAUGAAUUAAA
Molecule: messenger RNA, 4342 nt
Organism: Pyrgilauda ruficollis (rufous-necked snowfinch)
Lineage: Eukaryota; Metazoa; Chordata; Aves; Passeriformes; Passeridae
Gene: DAPK3
Product: death associated protein kinase 3
Exons: 9
Coding region: 391-1761 (456 amino acids)
Biological process (GO): intracellular signal transduction; positive regulation of apoptotic process; protein phosphorylation
Cellular component (GO): nucleus; cytoplasm
Molecular function (GO): ATP binding; protein serine/threonine kinase activity
Source: RefSeq, a predicted model, not a curated record